GAAAUAGCCGUUCUUCUCUGGUUCGGUCACCAUCCAGUGCGGCUGCAUUAUAUAGCUUUUCUUUAGGGAAGAAUGAACAAAGUAAAACAUCGUAAAGUGGAACGCUGACGAUCGAGCAGCUACUUUACCCAACUGCUGUUGUCUCGGAAAGGAAAAGGGAAAAAUCAAGUUCUGCCAGUUCGUUUUAUUGUUUGGUUGUGAGCGAGUGUAGGGCAUCUUCACACUGUUUUUUAGAUCGAUACAGGCAGCCUGAUCAGAAAUCACUUAAUUCUGUCGAGUCGCUUGAGUUAUAUUCAACGUGCGGAUGAGAUGGAAGUGUCAGUUUCUAAUUGGAUACUCGUCGGAGUGCUGCUAUCGUUCCAAAUUCUAGUUACAGAAGCAUUGAUUCUUGAAACGGAUGACGCGAUCAUCGUCAAGGCGGGUAGCAGACAUUCACCCAAUCAAAAUGUAGAGUAUGCACGAACACCCAAAUCUAGUGACCAUCAGCAGAAAACGUCAGACAUGAGUGAAUGUCUAACAUAUGACGGACAUUCAGGUGUUUGCCUGCCCGUAUCAGAAUGCUAUCCUUAUACUGAAGCGCACAGAUCUAUCGACAACCUCGAUACGUGGGUAAUCGGCACGCGUGGUACGUGCAAUUACGUCGAGCCCAAUGGCAAACAGAUUUAUGGAGUAUGCUGUCACCCUUCGCAACGGUAUAAUCGUACAACGAAAUUAGAAAAUUCAUUUGAAAAUGAAACGAUCUAUUCUGACGCGACGUCGCGUAUUGUUGGAGGUUGGAAUUCCUAUGCUGGAGAAUACCCGUUUAUGGCAGGUAUUAUGGGUAACGGAAAGGUUUAUUGCGGAGGCUCCUUACUUGACAGUAUACACAUUUUAACAGCAGCGCACUGCGUUCACAGGUUGACACCACAAGGCGUUGCCCAGCUCACGGUUAUUAUGGGAGCCGUGGAUUUGAGAGAUCAGGCCAUGGUUGUCAGACGCGUGCAUAGCAUUACACGCCACAAGGCAUUCGAUGCCACCAAAUUGUAUAAUGAUAUUGCGUUGGUGACCAUGGAUUCGCCAGUCCAGUACAGCAAUACUUUAUCACCUGUAUGUCUCUACGACGACGUAGGUGUCAAUCACGAUGGAAAAGAGGCAGUGGCUAUCGGUUGGGGAAACAUCAGAGAUGGUGGGCCUAGGGCUGAAACGUUGCAAAAGGUUUCGCUUCAAAUCAAAUCGCAACAAGAUUGCAGGCAAAAUUUCGGCACUCGAGCUCCGGGUGGCAUCGUGGACCAUUUCAUUUGUGCCACAGCACCAAGGAAGGACUCCUGUGCUGGUGACAGCGGAGGACCAUUGAUGAUGAACCGUGGCAACCGCCAAUGUCAAGUAGGAAUCGUGAGUUGGGGAAUCGGAUGCGCAACUGACACGUAUGGCGUCUACACCCGCAUCUCUUCCUUCUCCGAAUGGAUCAGCCGCAAUAGAAUUCGAUUUUAGAUUUGAUGGAAACACAAAGGGGAAGCACGUUUAAAAACACGCGCAUCU
Daphnia carinata is the source of this 1518-nucleotide messenger RNA. RefSeq names its product chymotrypsin-1-like. Lineage: Eukaryota; Metazoa; Arthropoda; Branchiopoda; Diplostraca; Daphniidae. Gene Ontology annotation, biological process: proteolysis. The record is from RefSeq and is a predicted model, not a curated record. Gene Ontology annotation, molecular function: serine-type endopeptidase activity. The coding region runs from base 310 to 1470 and encodes 386 amino acids. The transcript is spliced from 8 exons.